AACUGUAACGGAGAUAUUCUAAACAUUCCAAAAAGUGAACAGCAGAAAAUCUGAAAUUUAGGUGGAUUUGCACAUAAACCGUGCAAAAUGAGUAUGCAACUCAAACAUAUGCGUACUAUGCUGCCCCCACAGGAUGGGGCAGCAAAGAUUUGUGCCAUGGCAUGGUCAGCAAACAAUAUGAAGUUUGCUGUCUGUACUUCUGAUAGAGUAAUUCUGCUGUUUGAUGAACAAGGUGAAAAAAGAGAUAAAUUCUCUCUUAAGCCAGCUGAUGCGAAGUAUGGAAAGAGAAGCUACACAGUGAAAGGAAUAGCAUUUUCUGGUUGCUCUACUAAACUUGCUAUAGGACAGACAGAUAAUAUUGUAUAUGUGUACAAGAUAGGGGAAGACUGGGGAGAGAAAAAGGUGAUAUGUAACAAGUUUAUCCAGCAGAGUGCUGUAACUUGUCUUAUCUGGCCACCAGAUCAACCAAUAGUGUUUGGACUUGCAGACGGAAAGGUACGAGCUGCUAAUGUCAAGACAAACAAGUCUUCAACAAUAUAUGGAACAGAUUCCUAUGUUGUUUCACUGGCUGCCAAUCCAACAGGGAAAGGAUUUCUAUCUGGCCAUGCUGAUGGUUCUAUUGUUCGAUUCUUUUUUGAUGAUGAGGGAACUGGGGAUCAACAGGGUAAAAUAAGUACUCAUCCCUGCCCACCAUACGCUCUCGCCUACUCCCAGAAUGCAAUAGUAGCAGCUGGAUGUGAUAAACGUAUUAUUGCCUAUGGACGUGAAGGACGUAGCUUUCAACAUUUUGAUUACAGUAGAGAUGAUGAUGAACAUGAAUUUACUGUAGCUGUUUGUAGCCCUAGUGGACAGUCUAUUGUUGUAGGCAGUUAUGAUAGAUUGCGAGUACUAAACUGGAGUCCAAGGCGUCAGAUGUGGGAUGAACCAAAGUGUAAGGAUAUCAGGAACUUGUACACAAUUACAGCACUGGCCUGGAAAAAAGAUGGAGCUAGAGUCACUGCAGGAACUCUAUGUGGUGGGGUUGAGUUAUUUGAUUGCUGUCUCAAGAGAACAAUCUACAAGAACAAGUUCGAGAUGACACACGUUGGUCCUAACCAAGUUAUCGUGAAGAACAUGUCCAAUAAUACACGGGUCGUUCUCAAAUCUCACUACGGUUACGAGAUUGAUGAAGUGAGGAUUAUGGGUAAAGAUCGUUACCUCGUCUCACAUACCUCUAAUACACUGCUACUUGGUGAUCUGCAGUCAAAUAAACUUAGUGAGGUACCAUGGCAAGGUUCUGGUGGAAAUGAAAAAUACUACUUUGACAAUGAAAGUGUAUGUAUGAUAUUCAAUGCUGGAGAGCUGACAUUGGUAGAAUAUGGAGAGAACGAGAUAUUGGGCUGUGUGAGAACGGAGUUUAUGAACCCACAUCUGAUCAGUGUUAGACUGAAUGAGAGGAAACAAAGAGGCAAUGAGAAGAACAAGAAAAUUGCCUAUCUCAUGGACUUGAAAACCAUUGCUAUCAUGGAUUUACUAAGUGGGAUCAACGUUGGGCAGAUCAAUCAUGAAUUUAAAAUUGACUGGUUAGAGUUAAAUGAAACUGGAAGAAAACUUUUGUUCCGGGACAAGAGACUGAGGUUGAACUUGUAUGAUGUUGAGACACAGCAAAGGUCUACAGUACUCAGUUACUGCUCCUAUGUACAGUGGGUACCAGGCAGUGAUGUCGUCGUGGCUCAGAAUAGAGGAAAUCUGUGUGUCUGGUACAAUAUAGAUGCUCCAGAGAGAGUGACCAUGUUCCCUUUAAAGGGAGAGAUUGUGGAUUUAGAGAGAACAGAUGGUAAGACUGAGGUAAUUGUAAAUGAAGGUGUUACUACCAUAUCAUAUACUCUAGAUGAAGGACUCAUUGAGUUUGGCACAGCCAUUGAUGAUGGAGAUUUAGAACGGGCUGUAGCUUUCCUGGAAACUCUGGAGAUGUCAGCAGAGACUGAAGCCAUGUGGAAAACUUUGAGUAAAUUAGCAAUGGAGGAUAGGCAACUUCAUAUUGCUGAAAGAUGUUACGCUGCUUUGGGUGAUGUAGCAAAGGCGAGAUUUAUGAAGGAGACAUUCCGUAUUGCUGAAGAAGUGGCAAAGAACACUGGAGGUGAUGGGUUUAAUAACUACCGUGUCCGUGCUAGAAUGGCCAUCAUGGAGAAAAGAUUCAAGGAAGCUGAGAGUAUAUACUUAGAGCAGAAUCAUGUAGAUGAGGCUAUGGAGAUGUACCAGGAAAUGCACAUGUGGGAUGAAGCUAUUGAAGUGGCUGAGGCUAAGAGUCAUCCUGAGUUAGAGACAUUAAGAAGGAACUAUUAUCAAUGGUUGAUGGAGACUGGACAAGAAGAGACUGCUGGAGAGGUUAAGGAGAGAGAGGGAGAUUAUUUAGCAGCCAUCAACCUGUACAUGAAAGCUGGAUUACCAGCAAGAGCAGCCAGGCUGGCAACAAGCAGAGAUGAACUGAUGUCUAACACAGAUCUUAUUAGCAGGAUAGCUUCAGCUUUGAUCAAGGGAGAACUUUAUGAACGGGCUGGAGAUAUGUAUGAGAAGAUAAGAGAUUAUACACAGGCUAUGGGCUGCUUUAAGAAGGGCAAAGCUUAUAGGAGAGCUGUGGAAUUGGCAAGAUAUGCUUUCCCACAAGAUGUUGUGAAACUGGAGGAAGAAUGGGGAGAUUAUCUCGUAACACAGAAACAACUUGAUGCUGCCAUCAAUCAUUUCAUUGAAGCAGGAGCUAUAUCUAAGGCUGUAGAUGCUGCUAUCAACUCAAGGCAAUGGGCUAAGGCUGUCCAGAUACUUGAGCUACAAGAUUCCUCCCUCGCCUCCAAAUACUACAAGAAAAUUGCAGAUCAUUAUGCUUCUGUUGGGGAGUAUGAGACUGCAGAGAAACUGUAUGUAGAGGCUGGCUGUACUAGAGAGGUUGUUGAUAUGUACAACCAAGCUGGUAAAUGGGAACAGGCUCAUAAGAUGGCCUCGACAUACAUGAAGUCAGAUGAUGUUUCCUCACUAUAUAUAUCUCAGGCCAGGCAGCUAGAAGAUCAAGGCAAAUUUAAGGAGGCAGAAAAGUUGUUUGUUGCUGUGAAGGAACCAGAUCUUGCUAUCUCUAUGUACAAGAAGCAGAAAAUGUACAAUGACAUGAUUCGCCUUGUUAAAGUGCAUCAUAAGGACCUAAUUCAAGAUACAUAUCUCCACUUGGCUAAGGAAUGUGAGACUGACAAUAAUCUGAGACAAGCAGAACAUUAUUAUUGUGAAGCUGGAGAUUGGAAGGCUGCUGUCAACAUGUACAGAUCACAAGAUAUGUGGGAUGAGGCACACAGGGUGGCUAAAGCCCACGGUGGACAGACAGCUUCUAAACAAGUAGCUUACUUGUGGGCUAAGAGUCUUGGUGGAGACUCUGCUGUGAAACUUCUCAACAAGUUUGGUUUACUGGAGGCUGCAAUAGAUUAUGCUGCAGAAAAUUGUGCAUUCGACUUUGCGUUUGAGCUUUCACGAAUUGCUAUGAAGAACAAGCUCCCAGAGAUUCAUUUAAAGCAUGCCAUGUACCUGGAGGAUGAAGGAAGGUUUGCUGAUGCCGAGGCAGAAUUUGUUAGGGCAGAGAAACCAAAGGAGGCUGUUCUUAUGUAUGUACACAACCAGGACUGGGACUCGGCUCAGAGAGUGGCUGAAGCUAGUGAUCCAGAUUCUGUUGCAGAUGUUCUGGUUGGUCAGGCAAGAUUUGCCUUUGAGGAGAAAGAAUAUGCCAAGGCUGAGACAUACUUGCUAAGAGCACAGAGGCCUGAGCUGGCAGUGAAAUAUUACAGAGACUCUGGUAUGUGGCAGGACGCACUGCGUGUAUGUAAGGAGUAUGUUCCUCAUAAGUUACAGCAACUUCAAGAUGAUUAUGAUAGAGAAAUGACAGAUAAAUCUACAAGAGGUGCUGAGUCAAUGCUACAACAGGCAAGGGAUUGGGAAUCAUCUGGGGAAUAUGCUAGAGCUGUGGAAUGUUAUCUCAAGGUCACAGAUCAACUUACCAACGAUAAAGAGGUCUUGUCUAAAUGCUGGAUGAAGGGAGCAGAUUUAGCUAUAAAGUUCCUAGGACAAGAGAAGGCAGUCCGUGUUGUAGAGAUAGUUUGUCCAAGACUGGUAGAACAAAGGAAGUUUACAGCUGCAGCAGAGUUGUACCUGAGUGUUGACCUAGUUAAGGAUGCCAUUGACAUGUUUAUGGCAGCUGAGGAGUGGGGCAAGGCUAGGAAGGUGGCCAAGGAGCUUGAACCUAAGUAUGAGGCAUAUGUUGAAGACAGAUACAAGGAAUCUUUAAAGAGCCAGGGUAGAGCUGAUGUGCUGGCGGGUGUUGAUGUUGUAGGAGCUAUAGACAUGUAUAUAGAGAAAGGAGAAUGGCAGAAAGCCCUGGAUACAGCUGAGCAACAAAACCCGAAGGUCCUUCAUAAAUACGCUGCCCUGUAUGCCACACAUCUUAUCAAGGGCGGAGAUACAUUGAGAGCUAUGGAUGUGUAUGUCAAGUAUGGUGCUCCAGCUAAUGCACAGAAUUUCAACAUCUACAAAAGAAUCUUCAAUGAUGUAUUAUCAAUGAAAGACUUAAACAAACCUGAGGCUUUCAGAACAUGGGCUGAUCUGAGGGACAUGCUGUAUGAUUUGACUGAGAAUAUGAGGAAAUCCCCUGAUGCCAACGGUCCUGACCAUGAAGAGUUUGAGAAUUUCAUGGUUAUAGCUCAUUACUAUGCUACAAGAUCAUCAGCCAUGGCUCAUAAAUCUCUGGAUUCUAUUGCAACCAAGCUAUCUGUAUCAAUGUUGAGACAUACAGAUGUCAUACCAGCUGAUAAAGCUUUCUUUGAGGCUGGCAUGAUGUGUCGUGCAAUAGGUUGGGACAACAUGGCAUUUGUGUUCUUGAACAGAUAUCUUGAUAUCUCUGAGGCUAUAGAAGAAGGCAGUCUAGAUAUGAUAGAUCAUAGUGACUUUCAGAGAACUGACAUUCCGUUUGAGAUACCACUACCUGAGAAACCACAUCUUACAUCUCAGCAACAUGAAGAUAUUAGAGAGUGGGUAUUAGCUAUAUCAAUGGACCAGCAGAUAGAACAAAGUUUACCAAAAGAUGAGAGAGGUUGUUUUGAGGGCAGUCUGACAGCUCCUGACUCUGGUAUCAGAGCUUUACCCUGUGUUAUCACUGGUUACCCUGUGUUGAAUAACAAGAUGGAAUUUAAAGCCCCUGGUAAGGUGGCCAACAAGGAUGACUGGAACAAGUACUUGAUGGCAACAAAGGUGUCUCACAGUUCAGAGUUACAAGAUGUGCUGAAGUUUAUAGGGGUCUGGUGUGGAGCUACCCCUAAUCCUAGUUACUCUUUCCAGUAAAAUACAGCACAAGAUAACAGGAAAAUGUAGACUUUUACGACAAAACAAAUAACCUAGUUAUACUUAACAUGUGAUUUACAUUGUAAUUGUGACAUAAAAGUUGUAAAUGAUUCUAAUGAAUAAAAAAAAGACUUUACAUGUAUUUGGAGAAUUAACUUAAAAUUCAUGCUAAACUGAAAUAUAUUAUCAUGAAGUGAAAUUAUGUACAUGUAAGAAAACAGUCACAAAUUGGAUGUUUAUCUACCAGUAAACAUUCAAACGUUCAAAUUAAUUUUUGUAUUGUGACUUUUUAAACUGUUUUUUUAAUGUCAUAAUGGUGUUAUUAUUUUUGUUUACUGUCAACUAACUUGAAUUCAUGAAAUACUAUUUAAAGUAAAC
Messenger RNA from Ruditapes philippinarum (Manila clam), 5727 nucleotides. RefSeq names its product intraflagellar transport protein 172 homolog. The transcript is spliced from 44 exons. Bases 88 to 5349 code for a protein of 1753 amino acids. Gene Ontology annotation, biological process: intraciliary transport. Gene Ontology annotation, molecular function: protein binding. Gene Ontology annotation, cellular component: ciliary basal body; axoneme; intraciliary transport particle B. NCBI's taxonomy places the organism in Eukaryota, Metazoa, Mollusca, Bivalvia, Venerida, Veneridae. The record is from RefSeq and is a predicted model, not a curated record.